AUUUUUAAACGGGGGACCAAAAUGCAUCACAUCCUUCUUGUCGUUUCUGUUGUAAACAGGCCGUAAACACCAAACGUAAGACAGUUUUUCAGCUUUUAUGUUGAAUUGAACUCAAUUACAAAACUCUUAACAGCAUGCCGUCCUCGGAGCGGUCCAGCCCCGACAGCACACGGAGUCCUCGGACACGGAGGCCACGCACUCGCUCCCGCAGUCGAAGUCGUGGCCGAUCACACAGUUUGUCACCGGAUAGUUUUGGCCCUAAACUCCCAAAACCACGGAACAGAGAACGGGAGCGAGAGGACCGUGAACGACGGUUUCGAGAGGCAAGAAACAUCAAACGAAUCCGAAUCGGAAGCCCACAUAGAAGUCGGUCCAGAUCUAGGUCGAGGGAGAGACACACGAGCUCCAAUAACCACCACUGGUCCGAGCAGCGUGAUGGUUUCGGGAACCACGGUGGGCUCAGGGAUGAAUAUUAUUACGAAGAGCAAAGGGACGAUGCGCAAAGGCAGAGACAAGAGGCUUUCAUUGCCAGGCGUCUACAAGAGAGAGAAAGAAUUGGCGAAUUGGGUUGUCCUGAAGUUUGGGGAUAUUCGCCUAGAGUGAAAGAACCAGAUUCUGAUGAGUUUACCCCUGUUGAAGAUGAUGAAAAAAACAGCAGCUCUGAAUCAAGUUCUGAAGAGGAAAAGAAGAAGAAAAAGAAGAAGAAAAAGAAAUCAAAAAAGAAAAAGAACAAAAAGCACUCUGAGGACAGUGACCUGGAAUCUGAUUCUGAUGAAGAAGCUCUGAAGAAAAAAAAGAAGAAAAAGAAAAGCAAAAAGUCCAAGAAGUCCAAGAAAAAGAAGAUGAAAAAGAACCGCAAGGAGUCCAGCGAGUCUAGCAGCGAAGAGUCUGGAGACGAAGAGGAGGAUGAUGAUGCUGGUGCUGUGAUGUGGGUGGAGAAAACCUGUAUAGAUGAGCAUGUGGUUGGCCCCGAAGCUCCCCUCACACAUUUGUCCCAGGAUGACAAACCACUAGAUUUUGGACAUGCGCUGCUGCCAGGUGAAGGUGCUGCUAUGGCAGAGUAUGUAAAAGCUGGUAAACGUAUUCCAAGAAGAGGAGAAAUCGGACUCACUAGUGAUGAGAUUGCAAACUUUGAAAAAUCUGGCUAUGUGAUGAGUGGCAGCAGACAUCGUCGUAUGGAAGCUGUGCGUCUGAGAAAGGAAAACCAGAUUUACAGCGCUGAUGAAAAGCGAGCUCUGGCUUCAUUUAACCAGGAAGAAAGGAGGAAGAGGGAGAGCAAGAUCCUGUCAAGCUUCAGGGAAAUGGUGUAUAGAAAAACUAAAGGCAAAGAUGAAAAGUAACUCAUGUUUCAUUUUGUUUUCCCAUUUUAAGCCAAUUUCACUUUUUGGAAAGUUUCACAUUACAAAAAUACUUCCUCUUACUCAAUGCAAAGUUGUUGUAUAUAUGAAUGAGUUAGUGUAUUGAUGAAAGAUAUAACAUUCUGUAAAUAUAUACCCAGUAAUGAUUCCCAUUAAUAUGGAGUGUCUAUUACAUGUUUUAAAAGGUAAAAUAAAAAGGAUCUGAUUUUUA
This is a messenger RNA of Boleophthalmus pectinirostris (great blue-spotted mudskipper), 1569 nucleotides long. RefSeq names its product NFKB activating protein (gene nkap). The transcript has 8 exons. Gene Ontology annotation, biological process: regulation of gene expression. The coding region runs from base 135 to 1340 and encodes 401 amino acids. The record is from RefSeq and is a predicted model, not a curated record. Gene Ontology annotation, cellular component: nucleus. Lineage: Eukaryota; Metazoa; Chordata; Actinopteri; Gobiiformes; Gobiidae. Gene Ontology annotation, molecular function: chromatin binding.